ACAAUCUCAGUCUGUUUUCAACAUGCGUGCGCUUCAGUACCUCCUGCUGCUGCUGGUCAUUUCCAUCGGCUUGGUUGCAUCGCUUCCACGCCAACGUCGUCAAAUCGAUCUCACUGUUUCGGCGGAGCACGACGAUAAGGAUGAUGAGACGGAACUGGCUCUAGAGGCCAUCGCCGGACUCUGGAGCAGUGCAGACAGUCGGACGAAGAUCGAUGGAUCCGCCAGCCUGGUGCAUCGCACCCAGGGAAUGCAAUCGGGUUCGGAGCAGGACUUUCGCCUGGGAGUGCGUGUUACAUUCGACAGAUAGGCCACGGGACACCCAGACAUUAGCAGACGGGUGGAAAUCGAGCGAUUGCGUGAGGAAUCAGCCACUUUUUAAACAAACCCACUGCCGAUAACCAUUUGACCUUCUCAGCUCAGCUUUGUAGAUAAUAUAUAUGAAACCUUCGUGUAAAUACAAUAUA
Molecule: messenger RNA, 464 nt
Organism: Drosophila subpulchrella
Lineage: Eukaryota; Metazoa; Arthropoda; Insecta; Diptera; Drosophilidae
Exons: 2
Coding region: 23-307 (94 amino acids)
Source: RefSeq, a predicted model, not a curated record